This is a messenger RNA of Nothoprocta perdicaria, 534 nucleotides long. Its product is annotated as neutral alpha-glucosidase AB-like. Gene Ontology annotation, cellular component: glucosidase II complex. The record is from RefSeq and is a predicted model, not a curated record. Gene Ontology annotation, molecular function: glucan 1,3-alpha-glucosidase activity; carbohydrate binding. The annotation marks the transcript as partial. Lineage: Eukaryota; Metazoa; Chordata; Aves; Tinamiformes; Tinamidae. Gene Ontology annotation, biological process: carbohydrate metabolic process; N-glycan processing. The transcript has 4 exons.
AUGGCGGCGGCGAGGCUGACGGUGACGCGGCGCGACGCGGGCGCCGUGGAGCUGGCGCUGGGUCCCGGCGGCCACCGCGCGCUGCUGACGGCCGAGCCCUUCCGCCUGGACCUGCUGCUGGGCCGCGAGCUGCUCUGCAGCGUCAACGCGCGGGGACUGCUGCGCAUGGAGCCGGCUCGGCGGCGCCCGUGGGGAUGCGGACACACGCGUGGGGACCCGUGGGGACGUGUGGGGCCACGGGUGCCCCCCGCCGCAGGGCCCAGCUCCGUGGGCCUCGACUUCUCGCUGCCGGCCGUGGAGCACGUGUACGGGCUGCCCGAGCACGCCGAGAGCCUGCGGCUGCGCCCCACCGAGGGCGGCGAGCCGUACCGCCUGUACAACCUGGACGUGUUCCAGUACGAGGUGCGCAGCCCCAUGGCGCUGUACGGCGCCGUGCCGCUGCUGCUCGCCCACAGCGCCCGCCGCUCGCUCGGCAUCUUCUGGCUCAACGCCGCCGAGACCUGGGUGGACAUCGGCGCCGGCGCCGCCGGCAAG